AUGAUGCGCGACGAAAAGCGAAGACGCACACGAGACGAAGAUUUUCCACCCUCCAAAAAGAAACGCGAUGAUUCUCCAAACGCUCAUUACUCGACUUCCUCCGGCACAUCUUCUACGAAAUCUCGCGGACACAUGCCUGUCUCCGAGCGUCAGCAGUUCGCUCUUUUGAAGUUGCUGGAAACAAAGAAUCCAUCUACAGAAAGAUCCUCCAAACAAGCCUGGGAUGGUCAAGAACAUGAAACUGGCGAACCACGCUCAAACAUUAUGUUAUCAUCUCUUCCAAAGCAGCAAUCGUCAGGCUUGAAUUCGUCUCUUCCUCCU
Rodentolepis nana is the source of this 321-nucleotide messenger RNA. The record is from the annotation of a GenBank genome assembly. NCBI's taxonomy places the organism in Eukaryota, Metazoa, Platyhelminthes, Cestoda, Cyclophyllidea, Hymenolepididae.